AUGAGGCUGCCCCUGCUGCUGAGCCCGCUCGCCCUGCUGUGCUGCACGCGCGGCGGGGGGGCGCUGGAGCUGAGCCACAGCUUGUCCGUGAAGAACGCGCCGGACGCGAGCGCGCUGAACAUCGAGGUGGAGAAGGACAAAAAGAAGAUCUGCAAAAACGCAUUCCAAUACAUAAACGUAGCUGAGCUGUUGUCCCCAAGGGAGGAAGAAACCUACGUGCAGAAAUGUGAAGAGGUCCUAGACACAAUAAAGAAUGACAGUCCAGAUGAAUCGGCAGAAGCAGAGAUAAACGAAUUUAUACUGAGCUUACUGCACGCUCGUUCUAAGUAUACCAUAAUAAAUGACUCAGAUGAGGAGGUACUGAGCAAGCUCCUGAGGAGUAUCAACGGAUCGAUAAGUGAAGAGGCAGCGUUGAAGAGAGCCAAACAGCUAAUCACAUUCAAUCGGUUUAUAAAAGACAAAGCGAAGGUAAAAAAUGUGCAAGAGAUGCUAGUAAUAAGUAGCAAAGCAGAUGACUUCAUGAAUGAGCCGAAGCAAAAAAUGCUCCAAAAAAUUAUAGAUUCGUUUGAACUGUAUAAUGAUUACCUAGUCAUUUUAGGGUCAAAUAUUAACAUCGCCAAGAGGUACUCCUCAGAAACGUUUCUUUCUAUUAAAAAUGAAAAGUUCUGCUCAGACCACAUCCACUUAUGCCAGAAGUUCUACGAGCAGUCUAUCAUUUACUACAGAUUGAAGGUUAUUUUUGAUAACCUGGUGACUUAUGUAGAUCAAAAUUCCAAGCAUUUUAAAAAGGAAAAGUUGCUGGAGCUUCUAAAUAUGGAUUAUAGGGUCAAUCGAGAGUCGAAGGUGCAUGAAAAUUACGUGCUGGAGGAUGAGACGGUCAUCCCCACGAUGCGCAUUACAGACAUUUACGAUCAAGAUAGGCUAAUUGUUGAGGUCGUUCAGGAUGGAAAUAGCAAGCUGAUGCACGGCAGGGAUAUUGAGAAGAGGGAAAUCAGCGAGAGGUACAUCGUCACCGUGAAGAACCUGCGCAAGGACCUCAACGACGAGGGGCUCUACGCCGACUUGAUGAAGACCGUCAAGAACUACGUGCUCUCCAUCACGCAGAUCGACAACGACAUUUCCAACCUCGUGCGCGAGCUCGACCACGAGGAUGUGGAGAAGUUCCUCAUCGACCUGAACUUCUUCCUCUACUACGGCUUCCUCAAAAUCGAAGAGGACAAGAACAUGAUCACCUUCAACGACGUGGCCCCCACCUUCACCAACCUGUACCGAGCCAACCACAUCCUCUUCCUCUACCUGCUCAAGACCAGCUUCGAGGAAAACAAAAACUCCGAGUACCUCGCCUUCAAAUUUUACAAAAACAUGGGGUAUAAGAAGAUCCCCAACGACAAGGCCUACAGCUUCUUCAGUGGAACGGGGGCCCUCACCAACCUGCCCAAGGUGUCCCCCGACGUCAUGAACGAGCACUUCCUGAGCAUCUUCCCCAGCAUUCCAGACAGUUAUGAAGUGCACUACUCGGAGAGGCCCAAGUUCCAGUUCUUCUUCACCAUGGCGUUUAAGGACUGCAACAUUAACCAGGGCUAUUCGGCCCUUUCGAAGGAACUCUGGAGUGAGCUGCUCUACGCCUUUGACCACUUCGGAUGGUUCUACGUCCACCCGCAGAACAUCAUCUCGAGUCUUUCCAAGACGAGCUUCGUCAGGCAGAUGCUGAUAAGCAGAAACUUCAUCCUGAGGAACACCGAAGCGCUGACCCUGCUGGACACCCAAGUGGCCAAGCUCAUGGACGUAAUACACCUCUCCAUGGAGAUAGACAAAUCCAAGUACUCCCUAGGCUUCACCAUCCCCAGCAAGUUCUUUCACUACGAAAAUGAUUAUAACGAUUUGAAGGAAGAUGAAAACAAGAGGGUUAUGUUUACCUACGACUACAUAGAUUCCAUUGCAAAUAAUUACUACUUCUUCACUGAGGUUAAAUACCAGGUCUUUAAGAAUGAAUAUGAAAAUCGAUUCUACACGACGUUCCCUAAUGUGUAUAGUCUUGCGUAUCAGCUGUUCAACGAGCUAGCCAUCAACAUGAAUGUGGUUACCAAUGCACCUCUAAAGAAAAAGCUCAAGGACAAGUCCAAGUACGCCUGGUUUACUUUGCUUAACAUCAUUGGCAAGAACCACGACGUUUACUCUAAGGGCCCCCGACUGGUUUUCGCGGCGUACAUGCUGGCGUUAGUGUACUUCAUCGAGUCGCACAUCGACAUUUCGCGAUACCAGCCGAAGGAGUACUUCUUCAUGAAGCAGUCGCUGCCCCUGAUCGACAACGUGCACAAGGACGGCUUCACGAUGCUGAAGAAGAGGUGCGACCUGCUCAUCAACUUCAUGAAGAUAAACAAGACGCCCCUCAAGUACCAGCAGACGGACAUGGAGGAGUACAUCAAGCUGAUGAAUUUGACCGCGAUCGUUUUAUGGGGCAAGGAGAGCAAGAAAUCCGUCUUCUACGACGACGACGUUAGUUUGUAUAAGAAGCUGAUGAUUGCCUGUGUGUUCAACGGGGGCAAAACCGUGCAAGAGAAAGCCAUCGAAAGCAUCAACAAAUCGUGCGACGUGAAGUUCUACGGACUGAACCCGAACAAGCUGGACGAAUUCAUAGACAUCAACAUGAGCAUUAACAAGUGGAACCCCAUGAUCCUGGAGAAGCAGGCGCAGUCCUUUGUCCUCAGCUGCAAAACGCAAAAGCUUAUGUACGACAAUAUCAACGUGGAAAAAAUUAAACUGGAGACUUUCUACAAGUUGGCAGAUGCACCCGAGAUGAUUAAGACUUACCACUGCUUCAAACUGGGACGACAGGCUGCAUCUUUGCUAGAAUCAAUCAUUUUAAAAAAAAAAUUCGUGAGAUUUAGAGUCAGCGAUGCCAUGGAUGUGUAUGACUUCUUCUACAUAAACAAAGUCCUCUCCAGCAAUGUCCGUAGCGACUUUGAGGAGUUCCUGAAGGAUAAGCAGGCCUAUGAGAAGGCGCAGAACGAAAUAAUAAUCACCAACAGCCCGCUGGGCGCCGAGAAGACCAAGAAGCUCAUCGACGAGCACCAGUGCUACUGGUUCAGCAGCUACGACAACUUCAAGGUGUUGUGGAUGCACGUCUCCAGCAACAUGGGAACCGGAACGUACCUGAAGAACUUCUUCUCAGAAAUAUGGAGCAACCUCCACUUCAUCUUCAAGAAGAAGGCCACGGUGAAGGACGUGGAGUUCUUCUCAGGAGACCUGUCCCAGCAGACGCUGAUCGACUACUACUCGCCGCUAGUCCACUCCGAAUCGCACUGCCAAGAGAAAAUGCAGUCCCUGUUCGUCUCCCUAAGAGACAACGACGAGCAGAACCGCGUGGACAUACCGGACAAAAUAAAGACGGCCUACUUCCAGUGCAAACUAGAUUACUACAAAAACAACCACACAGAUAAGACGCACCUAAUUCAGCCAAGGGAUUUCCUAGACAAUAGAGUCUACGUCCUGAAGCAGCCAUACUACCUCAUUAGUAAUAUUGAUAAUACGCAUGAAAAGAAAUUGCUUAGACUGUUUGUUACGGAGAGUACAUUAGAUUACCUCCUCCUAGAUAACAUAAAUAUCCCCGAGUGCUUCGGACGCUGUACCAUCAGCCACUUCAAUAAGGUCGUCCUUCAGAAAGGAAAAACCAACAAGCAUAACAAAGUUAUACAGAACGCUUUAAUCCCAGAAAAGACCGCUUCUCAAAAGAGGAAGGAAAUGACUAUAUACGUUAACAGCAUGUAUGUGCAUAACUUAAAAAGCGAUUAUGUUACAAAGGAGGCAAUUACACGACAGGACAUUGAAGAGGGUAAGGUGAGGGUCUGCCUAGGAGUGGGUACCUACUUUAAGGAGAACUUCCUCACGGAGCAGCACUUCAAUUUGUCUUACAAGCCCGUCGUUGACUUUACCGGUGAACACAACUUUAAGGUCUUCCUGAAGAAGAACGAGUCCCAGCUCCCCAAGAACGAGGACGACAUCUGCUUCGUCAACUACGACUUGGCCAUCACCAACAUAGAAAUCACCGACCCGUACCGCGAAAUCAGCGAAGACUUGAUAAAAAAUCUGUACAUCUUAAAAAAUAAGUGA
This is a messenger RNA of Plasmodium vivax (malaria parasite P. vivax), 4110 nucleotides long. Its product is annotated as high molecular weight rhoptry protein-2, putative. The record is from RefSeq and is a predicted model, not a curated record. The transcript has 10 exons. Lineage: Eukaryota; Apicomplexa; Aconoidasida; Haemosporida; Plasmodiidae. The coding region runs from base 1 to 4110 and encodes 1369 amino acids.